AUGAAUGAGCGCACGUGGGUGACCCGAAAACGCCGCCCCUCCACCCCACCGCUACUCCUCGCCAGUGAAAACGUGGAGACGACGUCAAGCGUUGUGUAUGAGGAUCCACCAUUUAUGCAGCAAAAUAACAGCAGUAGCUCCCACUCCCGGUCGCAUCACCGCAGCGGCACCGAACAAAGGUGUGCGGCAGAGGCCAGGCACACGCGUUGGUGCCCUGAAGGCGCUGGCUGGCGUGGCGCCGAUCGCAAAGCACUCUUCAUGCCGUGGCACCGGCUGGAGCAGGACUGCGAGCAGGCGGCAGCGCGGCUGCUAGAGAUUAGCCACCGGCACAAUUGCUGCCUCACACCUACCUCUAUGACGCCAGCAGCAACAAUGGUGGUCAACAGUCAAAAUUCAAGCCAGCAACCAAGGUUCCAAGCGGAGACGCUUAUCGUGAUGGGCGGCUCCAAGCAGGAGGAAACUGUCGGUUAUGGUGAUGGUGAGGAUCCAGCUGUAAAGCUCUCUCCAGCACCACAAUUGGCUUCAUCGACGCGACCGCCUUCCGUGGAUGCUCAGAAGUCGAGGCAGCCAGAAGUGAAUGCCCUCUGUGAAGCAAGAAUGGUGGCAGACAACAAUAGCCCGGUGCCGUCCAAGGCCAUCACACCGCGGUCAAGCUCCCCUCCUGGGUGGUCCGACGCGCCACAAACUUGGGUACAAGCUGCUUCAGAGGAAUGUACACGGGAAGAAAAAGAGGAAUGUGCCAUAUCUCUUAGCAAAGAUGACUUUACCGAUGCCUCGCCGAUUCUGUGCGUUAUCAUCGCCCCACCUGCUGUUUCUUCAGCUGCAACAAUGGGUGAUGAACCGCUAGAGACACGAUUCGGGCGCAGUUGUGGAAGGUGUACAAGAGCAGUUGUAGAGGAACGGGGACAGGCCCAGGGUGGACCGCACGGUGUCUCUGUCACUCCCCCUUGUUCUACACGAUCAGAUACGAUAACACCACCAGUAACAAGUAUUUUCCAGACGUCAUCGCCAGCUUCUUCGCCACAACCACCACUAUCGCAACAGUGGAGGCCGGUUGAGCGACGGACACCACCGACCUGGAGAAGGUCGAUUCUCACACCACCGCGACCAAUGAGUGAGCAUCCACUCUCCCAUGCCGAAGAAAGGUCUCCGCUGACUGGUGUUGCAAGCAAGGGGGGGGCGGCACAUAGGUACUACGAGCGGCACGUGUUCUGCACACCACCCCCGAAGGUCGCGCAAAGUGCAGACUCGACGCCGCGUCCGCGGGACGCUAUUAUUGUGUCGUGGCGCGGGUUGGAUGCACAUUGUAAACGCACGGGCCUGAAGUCCCCAGUGGUACCUUUGCUGUUACGAAGGGUCGAGGGUGCAUCAUAA
This is a messenger RNA of Trypanosoma grayi, 1374 nucleotides long. RefSeq lists its product as hypothetical. Lineage: Eukaryota; Euglenozoa; Kinetoplastea; Trypanosomatida; Trypanosomatidae. The record is from RefSeq and is a predicted model, not a curated record. Bases 1 to 1374 code for a protein of 457 amino acids. The transcript has a single exon.